Molecule: messenger RNA, 366 nt
Organism: Fomitiporia mediterranea MF3/22
Lineage: Eukaryota; Fungi; Basidiomycota; Agaricomycetes; Hymenochaetales; Hymenochaetaceae
Exons: 2
Coding region: 1-366 (121 amino acids)
Source: RefSeq, a predicted model, not a curated record
AUGCCCCCUACAAGAAAUUCACGUGCUAAUAAGGAGAACGAACCAAUUACUCGCCCUACUGUUCGUCAGAAGGCAAAAUGGACUCUUAUGGACGAUACAAAGCUGGUUGAAUGUCUUGAAUACCAGAAGAGUAUAGGCAACCAGUCUGAUAGUGGUUUCAAAUCAAUCACUUGGACGUAUGCUGCUUCUGAGCUUAACAAAGUUGUUGUUGAGGGUGGGGAGAAGUCGGCUAGUGGUGUUAAGGAUCAUUGGCAGCAAGUAGAUAUGUUGCAAUUGAUUGGCUUCUUCACAAAGCCUCUGGUUUUGGGUGGGAUUCUACUCGUCAUCUUGUUACUGCAGAUGAUGAUGUAUGGACCCGACUUAUAG